AUGGAUCCCAUGUUUCCUGGUGGUCAACCACAAUUUAUUUUUGUUCCACCUGGUUCUGUACCAGUUCCAAUACUUAAUCAGGUACCAGUUAUGAUGCAACCAGCACCAUUUCCUGUAUUUGUUCAACAACCAACACAACGACCAAUGUUACCACCACAAGGAUCAAUUCCACAACAGCAACAACAACAACAGCAUAUGUCAUCAAUGCAAACAGAUUAUAUGACUGAUGAUCGUUUACAAGAAAAAGCACGUCGUUGGCAACAAUUACAAACGAAACGCUAUGCUGACAAAAGACGUUUUGGUUUUUCUGAUAUACAAAAAGAAGAUAUGCCAGCUGAACAUAUAAGAAAAAUAAUUCGUGAUCAUGGUGAUAUGACAAAUAGAAAAUUUCGUCAUGAUAAACGUGUAUAUUUGGGUUCUUUAAAAUAUAUGCCACAUGCUAUAUAUAAAUUACUUGAAAAUAUGCCUAUGCCAUGGGAACAAAUACGUAAUGUUAAAGUUCUUUAUCAUAUAACCGGUGCAAUUACAUUUGUGAAUGAAAUACCAUGGGUUAUUGAACCAGUUUUUAUUGCUCAAUGGGGUACAAUGUGGAUUAUGAUGAGACGUGAGAAACGUGAUCGAAGACAUUUUAAACGUAUGCGUUUUCCACCAUUUGAUGAUGAAGAACCACCAUUAGAUUAUGCCGAUAAUAUUCUUGAUGUUGAACCAUUAGAAGCUAUACAAUUACAAAUGGAUCCAGAAGAAGAUAAAUCUAUUUAUGAAUGGUUCUAUGAUCAUAAACCAUUAACUGAUACAAAAAUGGUAAAUGGUACAACAUACCGUCGUUGGCAAUUAUCUUUACCUGUUCUUUCUACACUUUAUCGUAUGGGUAAUCAAUUAUUAACUGAUCUUGUUGAUGAUAAUUACUUUUAUUUAUUUGAUCUCAAAUCAUUUUUUACUGCAAAAGCACUUAAUGUUGCUAUACCCGGUGGUCCUAAAUUUGAACCACUUGUCAAAGAUGUUAAUCCGAAUGAUGAAGAUUGGAAUGAAUUUAAUGAUAUAAAUAAAAUAAUUAUUCGUCAACCAAUACGUACAGAAUAUCGUAUUGCAUUUCCAUAUUUAUAUAAUUCUUAUCCAUUUAAAGUUUAUCUUGCAUGGUAUCAUACACCAAAUGUUGUAUUUAUUAAAACUGAAGAUCCAGAUUUACCAGCUUUCUAUUUCGAUCCAUUAAUUAAUCCAAUAGCUCAUCGUCAUACAAUAAAAUCUUUUGAUACACAAAUUGAUAUGUUAGAUGAUGAUGAAGAAGAAGAAUUUAUUUUACCUGAAGAAUUUGAACCAUUAUUAACAGAAUUACCAUUAUAUACAGAUAAUACAGCCAAUGGCAUUGCAUUAAUAUGGGCACCACGUCCAUUUAAUCUACGUUCUGGUCGAACACGUCGUGCCAUUGAUAUACCAUUAGUUAAAACAUGGUAUCUUGAACAUUGUCCCAGUGAACAUCCAGUUAAAGUUCGUGUAUCCUAUCAAAAAUUAUUAAAAUGUUUUGUUUUAAAUGCAUUACAUCAUCGUAAACCUAAACCACAAAAGAAACGUUAUCUAUUUCGUUCAUUUAAAUCAACAAAAUUUUUUCAAUCAACAACACUUGAUUGGGUUGAAGUUGGUUUACAAGUAUGUCGUCAAGGUUAUAAUAUGUUAAAUUUAUUGAUACAUCGUAAAAAUUUAAAUUAUCUUCAUUUGGAUUAUAAUUUUAAUUUAAAACCAGUUAAAACAUUAACAACAAAAGAACGUAAAAAAUCACGUUUUGGAAAUGCAUUUCAUUUAUGUCGUGAAAUUUUACGUUUAACAAAAUUAAUUGUUGAUAGUCAUGUACAAUAUCGUUUAGGUAAUGUUGAUGCAUUUCAAUUAGCUGAUGGUCUUCAAUAUGCAUUUGCACAUGUUGGACAAUUAACUGGAAUGUAUCGUUAUAAAUAUAAACUAAUGAGACAAAUACGUUUAUGUAAAGAUUUAAAACAUUUAAUUUAUUAUCGUUUUAAUACUGGACCUGUUGGUAAAGGACCUGGUUGUGGUAUAUGGUCACCAGGUUGGCGUAUUUGGUUAUUUUUUCUACGUGGUGUUACACCAUUAUUAGAACGUUGGUUAGGAAAUUUAUUAUCACGUCAAUUUGAAGGACGUCAUUCCAAAGGUAUUGCUAAAACAGUUACAAAACAACGUGUAGAAUCACAUUAUGAUUUGGAAUUACGUGCUGCUGUUAUGCAUGAUAUAUUAGAUAUGAUGCCUGAAAGUAUUAAACAAAAUAAAGCAAGAACAAUUUUACAACAUUUAAGUGAAGCAUGGCGUUGUUGGAAAGCAAAUAUUCCAUGGAAAGUACCAGGUUUACCUAUACCUAUUGAAAAUAUGAUAUUACGUUAUGUUAAAGCUAAAGCUGAUUGGUGGACAUCAACAGCACAUUAUAAUCGUGAACGUAUAAGACGUGGUGCAACAGUUGAUAAAACUGUUUGUAAGAAAAAUUUAGGUCGUUUAACACGUCUUUUCUUAAAAUCAGAACAAGAACGACAACAUAAUUAUCUCAAAGAUGGUCCAUAUAUAACAGCUGAAGAAGCUGUAGCUAUUUAUACAACUGUUGUACAUUGGCUUGAAUCUCGACGUUUUUCACCAAUACCAUUUCCACCAUUAGCUUAUAAACAUGAUACAAAAUUACUUAUAUUAGCAUUAGAACGUUUAAAAGAAGCAUAUAGUGUUAAAUCAAGAUUAAAUCAAUCACAACGUGAAGAAUUAGGUUUAAUUGAACAAGCCUAUGAUAAUCCACAUGAAGCAUUAUCACGUAUUAAACGUCAUCUUCUUACACAACGUGCAUUUAAAGAAUGUGGUAUUGAAUUUAUGGAUUUAUAUAGUCAUUUAAUACCUGUUUAUGAUGUUGAACCAUUAGAAAAAAUCACUGAUGCUUAUUUAGAUCAAUAUCUAUGGUAUGAAGCUGAUAAACGUCGACUUUUUCCUGCAUGGAUUAAACCAGCUGAUAGUGAACCACCACCAUUACUUGUUUAUAAAUGGUGUCAAGGUGUUAAUAAUCUUCAAGAUAUUUGGGAUACAAAUGAAGGUGAAUGUAAUGUUAUGCUUGAAUCACAUUUUGAAAAAUUAUAUGAAAAAAUUGAUUUAACAUUAUUAAAUCGUUUACUUCGUCUUAUUGUUGAUCAUAAUAUUGCUGAUUAUAUGACAGCAAAAAAUAAUAUUGUUCUUAAUUAUAAAGAUAUGAAUCAUGUUAAUUCCUAUGGUAUUAUUCGUGGUUUACAAUUUGCUUCAUUUGUUGUACAAUAUUAUGGUCUCGUUCUUGAUUUAUUAGUAUUAGGUUUACAACGUUCGUCGGAUAUGGCUGGUUUACCACAAACUCCAAAUGAUUUUUUAACUUUUCAAGAAGUUGCAGUUGAAACAGCACAUCCAAUUCGUCUCUAUUGUCGUUACAUUGAUCGUAUUCAUAUAUUUUUUCGAUUUACAGCAGAUGAAGCACGUGAUUUAAUUCAACGUUAUUUAACUGAACAUCCAGAUCCAAAUAAUGAAAAUAUUGUUGGUUAUAAUAAUAAAAAAUGUUGGCCACGUGAUGCACGUAUGCGUUUAAUGAAACAUGAUGUUAAUUUAGGUCGUGCAGUAUUUUGGGAUAUUAAAAAUCGUUUACCACGUUCAGUAACAACUAUAUUAUGGGAAAUGAGUUUUGUUUCUGUUUAUUCUAAAGAUAAUCCAAAUUUAUUAUUUAAUAUGUGUGGUUUUGAAUGUCGUAUAUUACCCAAAAUUCGCAUGACACAUGAAGAAUUUGUACAUAAAGAUGGUGUUUGGAAUUUACAAAAUGAAACAACAAAAGAACGUACAGCACAAUGUUUCUUACGUGUUGAUGAUGAAUCAAUGAAUCGUUAUCAUAAUCGUGUACGACAAAUUUUAAUGGCAUCAGGUUCAACAACAUUUACCAAAAUAGUUAAUAAAUGGAAUACAGCAUUAAUUGGUUUAAUGACAUAUUUUCGUGAAGCUGUUGUUAAUACACAAGAAUUAUUAGAUUUACUUGUUAAAUGUGAAAAUAAAAUUCAAACACGUAUUAAAAUUGGUUUAAAUUCAAAAAUGCCUUCUCGAUUUCCACCUGUUGUUUUUUAUACACCAAAAGAAUUAGGUGGUUUAGGUAUGUUAUCAAUGGGACAUGUUUUAAUACCACAAUCAGAUCUUCGAUGGUCAAAACAAACUGAUGUUGGAAUAACACAUUUUCGUUCGGGUAUGAGUCAUGAUGGUGAUCAACUUAUACCAAAUUUAUAUCGAUAUAUUAUGCCAUGGGAAGCGGAAUUUAUUGAUUCACAACGUGUUUGGGCUGAAUAUGCAUUGAAACGACAAGAAGCAAAUACACAAAAUAAACGUUUAACAUUAGAAGAUCUUGAAGAUUCAUGGGAUAGAGGAAUUCCACGUAUUAAUACAUUGUUUCAAAAAGAUCGACAUGUACUUGCUUAUGAUAAAGGAUGGCGUGUACGAACUGAUUUCAAACAAUAUCAAAUUCUCAAACAAAAUCCGUUUUGGUGGACACAUCAACGACACGAUGGAAAAUUAUGGAAUUUAAAUAAUUAUCGUACAGAUAUGAUUCAAGCAUUAGGUGGUGUUGAAGGUAUUCUUGAACAUACGUUAUUUAAAGGAACAUAUUUUGCUACAUGGGAAGGUUUAUUUUGGGAAAAAGCAUCUGGUUUUGAAGAAUCUAUGCGUUGGAAAAAGUUAACUAAUGCACAACGUUCAGGUUUAAAUCAAAUUCCUAAUCGUCGUUUUACAUUAUGGUGGAGUCCAACAAU
This is a messenger RNA of Adineta steineri, 4784 nucleotides long. The record is from the annotation of a GenBank genome assembly. NCBI's taxonomy places the organism in Eukaryota, Metazoa, Rotifera, Eurotatoria, Adinetida, Adinetidae.